Dibothriocephalus latus is the source of this 1134-nucleotide messenger RNA. Lineage: Eukaryota; Metazoa; Platyhelminthes; Cestoda; Diphyllobothriidea; Diphyllobothriidae. The record is from the annotation of a GenBank genome assembly.
AUGGAAGUGGUUCUUGGACCUUCGGUAUUCGGUUUCCGGUGCUGGCGAAGAGGAUGGAUCAAACUGUCCUGGUCUGCUCCCACAGAUCGUCACGCGUGUCGAAGCACCAUGCGGGACAUCAUCGAGGCCGGCAAGAUCAGUCAUGAUCGCAGCCGCAACAAGUACAAGUACUUAAGGACGUUAAAUUCGCGCUAUGGGAUCGAGGUGCCUCUGGUGCUUAUGAACUCGUUUAAUACGCAACGCGACACUGAUUCUUACCUCCGCAAAAUAUCCAAGAGGGAUCUGAAGAUCUUCACCUUCGAACAGAACAGGUUUCCAAGACUAUUGGAGGAAACUAGUCUUCCUUUUGCCAAGUCGAUGCAAUUGAAGCAAGAUUAUGAUCCUGCCUGGUACCCGCCAGGGCACGGCGACCUAUACCGGUGUUUCUAUGAGUCCGGACUCUUGAAAAAGUUUAUCAAUGAGGGGAAAACUUGGGCCUUUGUUUCAAAUAUUGACAAUCUUGGCGCUACGGCUGACCCCACUAUUCUCUGUUAUCUGGAGGAGCAACGCAAGAACAAAACAUCCAAGCAGGCAGAUUUUGUCAUGGAAGUGACCCCAAAGACGCUCUCAGAUAUCAAAGGAGGAACACUGGUCCGGUAUAAAGAGCGCCUUCGACUACUGGAAGUCGCUCAAGCAAGUCAUUACAUCGAUUCCCUCUAUUUACCUAUUUUGACCAUGUCCCCCUAUGCUCCUGCGAAAAUUAUGAUGGGGACAAACGUAGAAGUGUUAUAUGUCAAGGACAGUUCUGGGCCUCUUCGACUACUGGAAAGCGCUCAAGCAAGCCCUUACAUCGAUUUCUCGUUGAUUACCUAUUUCGGUCAAGCUCCCUACACUUCUAAGCAAAUUCUUAUAGGUAGGCAAUUCCGAAUUUUCGUCUUGUCUCCUAACAUAAACAGUUACCGAGUAAAAUCAUCUCCCAUCCUAUCCGGAAAGCCAUUUUUUCAAGCUUCGCUCCUCAGAAGGCACAAAGAUUUGCGCAUUGCAUGUUGGAAAAUGAGAACGCCUACGUCAGCAACAUUGAGCCCAGUCACCCGAGCGAUCAAACACUGCAGCGCAGACGUUGCCUGCCUCUGCUGUGCACUUUUCAGAUGCUGA